CCCUAGAGAGACUGCACAUCCUGUCCUGCCGCUUCAAGUGUGCAAAGCGUGCAGUGGCAUCUAGUCCUGCAGACAUGGAGGGGUCCAGUGACAAGCUUUUCUUCUGCAGAUGGGUGCGCAACAAGGUUCCCCUGGCCCACAGAGAAGAAAUGUACCACAUACUGAGGAUGACGGGGCCCCUGCUGCUCUCUCGAAUCCUCAAUUACCUGCUCCCAUUUGUGGUCACAAUGUUCUGUGGACGUCUGGGAAAUGAUGUUAUGGCGGGGUAUGGAUUAGCUUCAGCUACCAUUAAUGUUACCACCGCGGCGACGGGAUGUGGUCUGGGACUGGCGUGUGACACUUUGGUGUCUCAGACAUUUGGUGGUAAGAACCUGUUGCGGGUGGGAGUGAUCCUUCAGCGGGGCAUCAUCAUCCUGCUACUGUUCUGUCUGCCCUGCUGGGGUCUGCUCAUUAAUGCCGAGGCCAUCCUGUUGUGUCUGGGGCAGGACCCCGAGGUGGCCAGGAUCGCCCAGUUGUAUAUCACAUCCUUCCUUCCUGCAGUGCCAGCAAUGUUUCUACAUCAGCUUCAGGUUUCUUAUCUGCAGAACCAGGGAAUAAUACUGCCUCAGAUGUACACUGCCGCCGUGGCAAACAUAGCCAACGUGGUGACAAACUACAUCUUCCUUUACUGGCUUGAUCUGGGUGUUAGCGGAUCUGCAGCAGCCAACACUCUGUCACAGGUUUACAUCUGCGCUCUGCUGUUUGCUUACAUUUGGUGGAAGAAGCUCCACGUAACAACAUGGGGAGGCUGGUCCGCAGAAUCAUUUCAGGAGUGGGGCUCCUACAUGAAGCUGGCCAUCCCCAGUACAUUAAUGACUUGUUUUGAGUGGUGGGUUUAUGAGUUUGGGGGAUUCUUUGCAGGAAUGCUGAGUGAGGAUGAUCUGGCAGCACAACAUGCUGUGAUAAUGGUGGCUUUCAUAACCUACAUGUUCCCUCUCGGCAUUCAAGCUGCAGCAUGUGCACGGGUGGGCAACGCUCUCGGUGCGGGAGACACCGCCAGGGCAAUCCUCACCUGCAAGAUGUCAUUAGCUCUUGCAGCCAGCUUUGCCCUCGUUGAAGGCGUCGUGCUCGGCUCGACUAAAACAGUGAUUGGCUUCAUCUUCACCUCCGAUGAGAAAAUCAUAGGUCUGGUCUCACGCCUGAUGGAUGCCUACUGUUUCCUGCAACUGUUCGACGGUCUUGUGUGUGUUUGCACAGGCAUCUUCUUGGGUACUGGCAAACAGAAGAUACCAGCUGUGGCUAAUUUAAUUGGAUACUACUGCAUAGGGCUUUCGCUGAGCGUCACUUUAAUGUUUGUUGCAAAGCUGGGAGUCUUAGGCUUUUGGCUCGGGCUGCUCAUUUGCGUCGUCUUGCAAUCCACCUUCUACAUCAUUGUCAUCUUCAAGCUGAACUGGAAGAGAAUGACAGAGGAGGCUGUGAAGCGAGCUCAGAAAAAGAGUCACCUGGCACGGUUGGGCAGAUACGACACGACAGACGCUGUCCCUAACAACAGUGGUGGCUUUACAGCAAACAAUGGAAACUCAGUGGAUGGCUACAUGUCUGUGAGCAGUGACAACACCGAGACACCGGGUGGACACGUGGUCCAGCAGCUGAAGGCGAGCCGUCUCUCCACCACCCAGCUCGUCCUCAGACGAGGCCUCACUAUAUUUGCAGCGGUUGCGCUCCUUGCAGUCGGAGCGAGUGUGCACUUCCUCGUGCCCCUCCCAGAGGUUCAGUCUGCAGAGGCCAACUCUACUGCGGACUGGAUCAAUACUACAUAUCUUCCUGAUCAAAUUUUCUCCACUGUGCUGGACUCAAUAGAAGAGUCAGCAUAACCUUGAGAGCGGUAAUCAGAAAAUCUUUGUCUUUUUCUUUGUCUUUCAUUUUUUGCAGUUGAUGUCAUGGAAACAUUGAAUUUCGCUAUCUUUGAGUGCCUCGGGACAGAACGGUGAAAGAUUGGAAAUAUUCUGUUAAAUAAGAUCAGGUUUUAAUAAUUGAAUGAUGUGGCAUGAAUAUUUGAUUCAACUGACGCCAAAUGAAAUGAAUUCAAGAUUUGAUCAGAGGCAGUUGGACUUUUCUUUUUGCUUUUCUUUUUUUUUUUGGUUGUCUACAUUUCUUUAAUGUGAACAUGGAAUAAAACGUAAUAAAUGUUCAACUGGAGUGAG
Messenger RNA from Mugil cephalus (flathead mullet), 2183 nucleotides. RefSeq names its product multidrug and toxin extrusion protein 1-like. The transcript is spliced from 17 exons. The record is from RefSeq and is a predicted model, not a curated record. The coding region runs from base 75 to 1853 and encodes 592 amino acids. Gene Ontology annotation, molecular function: xenobiotic transmembrane transporter activity; antiporter activity. Gene Ontology annotation, cellular component: membrane. Gene Ontology annotation, biological process: xenobiotic detoxification by transmembrane export across the plasma membrane. NCBI's taxonomy places the organism in Eukaryota, Metazoa, Chordata, Actinopteri, Mugiliformes, Mugilidae.